AUGCGCCUCGAAAAGUGUUAUUUCUGUUCGUCUACAAUAUAUCCAGGACACGGGACAGUAUUUGUUAGGAAUGAUUGUAAAGUAAGUCGUCUAUUGACAUUUUAUUUUAAGAUGUGUGGCCAGCCUGACCCAAACUACUACUCCGCGUUGUCAAAUCGUGCCGAUCGAACUCAAUAACCAAAAAAAAUUGUCCAGUCCAACAUAUAAUCGACCGUUCGAAUUCCGAAUUUUCGGUUUCCACAUCAUUGCCAACUUUCUUCAUCGAGGCAUUCGAGGAAAAAGUCAGUGUUUUGUGUUGAUUUUGUGUCGUCGGGCGAAACGACCGCAAUUCAGUGUAAUCGUGCAGUACUUGUUGUGGUACGGGUAAGAUCUCCGCACGUGUGUGGAGCUAGCAAGCAAAUCCUGAAGAGGAAAACGUUCGGUUGACUUCGUCUAAAAACACCCACUAUCCAACGAAUAGAAAUAAUGCUUGAAGCAACUGCAGAAUACAGCACAAAAUCUUGAAGAGGCUCGGUUGCUCGCUAGCCAAGACAAGUGUUUAUAGAACGAGAAAGAUAAGGGCCCCAGUUGUUCAAAAGGUGCAUAACGCUAUCCUCUGGAUAAAUCUCUAUAGUGCUAUCCAACAUUUGAACAACUGGUCGUAAGUGUAAGUCAACAGACAUAAGAAAGACGUAAAGUAUAAGUUUUAAAGAACAAGUAAAGGUAUAAUAAUUAUUUUAGUGGCUCAGUGGCUUGUCAGUCAAGGUUUAAUAGAGUGUGAAAGAAAGGGAAAGGUAUGUAUUUUAGUGGCUUGGAGGCUCAGAGGCUUCUUGUCAGUCAAGGUUAGUGUCUUACAGAAUGAGACAGGUAUACGUAUGCAUGGCUCGGUGGCUUGGUCUGGGGGCUUGGUGGCUCAUCAGCAAAUGGCAAGCCUCCGAGCCACUCAAACUAAUAUAUACCUGGAAAACGGGCCAGGUAUUCUGUAGUUAUGCCUGACAGACUUUAUUCAUACAACCACUGAUAUUAACCAUAGUUUUGAUAAUGACGUAACAGAGAUUAGCCCUCUCAAGGAUUCGUACAGCUCCCUAAUAAAUAAAGGAAGAAACAAUUUAAACUUGUUGAUGCUGUUGAUCUUUAUAUGAAGCUUGUUUACGAUACACUGUAGAUCUUCAGAUUUUGCCGUUCAAAGUGCCACAAGAACUUCAAGAUGAAGCGAAACCCCCGCAAAAUAAAGUGGACAAAAGCCUUCAGGAAAGCGGCUGGCAAAGAACUUGCUAUAGUAAGUAAAAGCGAAAUGUUUGCUUUGCUGCCAUACAUUACACAUGUAUAACUAACACUAGUAAUAACAUCGCGAUGUAAUUGACCAAUCUGAUCAAUAACCAGAGUAUAAUACCAUCAACUGACAUGAUACAACUCACUUUGACUCUGAAGAUGCCUACCACGCAGGUAGUCGAAACGUCAGUCACUGUCAACAACAACAGUCCUAUUCAGGACCACGUUCACCCAGAUGAUCAAACUCAGCCUACUUGUGAAAUGACUCCUGGGCUCAAACCUUUUAGAGUAAUAAUAACGUUGCAAAUUAGGGGGGUGCAUUCGAUGGGGAGGGGGGGUUGGGUGGUGGGUAGUGAGUGGUAGUGGGAAGUGGGUGCAAAACCUGAUGGGCGUGUAAUAUUGAGAAAUCAAAAUAAAACACUUUUAUCAAUACAAAUAUCAGCAGCUGUGUUUAUCAGUGUUAUUGUUUAUCCUCCCACUUUACAAUCCAAUACUUUUUCAUUUUUCCUCAAAAAUGUUGAUAUGGUGUGAAGAGCACAUUGUUAACAUAAUAUCUACAUAUUCAAUUACCUUAGAGUGGAAAUUUUCCUACAUAAAAAAACUUAAUUGAAAACUGCGAGAAAAACUAUAAACAAACCCGUAGUAAACAGAAAAUCACCAACGUUUCAUCUUUGAACGAGUGUCACAAAAUAGAUAUCAGCUCGCGGGUAAGAAAAACUGAACACAUGAGAUCGAGGCAAAAUGUGCCAGGCUGGUGCAAGAUGGCAUCCAAACCGCGAAAUCGCAUGGCAUACAGAACGGUUACUACUUCAUGUACGGUACACAAAUAGCAAGGGUUCUCCUUCGUUGAAUGCAAUAAUUGGUAACAUACUUAUGUAGUUGGUAUGUAGAACUGCUGAUGCAUGAUGUCUAAUCCACAUCUGUAUCGUCUACAACAUCAAGGGCUAACUGCAGAAACCAGUUAAUUUUGUUAGAAGUCAAACAAAUGCCACAGUGAGCAGUUUUAUCUCAAUUACUAAGUACAGCUGUACACCAGAGGAGUAACCAGCUUUUUGACUUGUUGUAGGCCUGACUGGCUUACAUUUCCACAUAUCCUUGUUUAUAAUUAUUUGUUUAUAAUUCUGCUGAUUGCACGCAUAACUAGUACGCACUAGUCACUAACCUCACCAACACUUUGAGCUCUUAGUGUUUAUGCUCACCCCAACAACACAUAAUUUAUUACAAGUGCUAGAGUGAUCAAACCAAAAAUUACUGGUCUAUGGGCUGGCUACGUCCCUGUACACACACGGUAUGAAGGAAGGUGUUGAUUGACCAUUUCUAAUUCUGCUCAAGCCUUAAAGACAGCCAUUCUUAAAGUUUACUUCUUGGGAGAUCUUAACUUUAAGCUGUAGACUUUCCUAAGAAUUUUCAAGUUUUGAUUUGCUAUUGUAUGGAUAUAACCUUUCUUGUUGUCACUGAAUUAUUGUCAAUGUGAUUUCAAAUUAUUCACAUUUAAUAGGCAUUAUAGUAAAUUUUAGAAUGAUUGCAGAAGUCUCCUUUUCAAGGUUUCAGUACCUUUACAAGCAUUCCAUUGUUUUUUUGAACUUACAUACUAGAUACACAGACAGUACAAUGUAUGUGUAUGUGUGUGUAUAUAGCAGGGAACAAGAUUUACUAAACUGUAGUACUGGUGUCCACUAUGUAAUAGCCACUACACUGCAAAUAAUGCCACAGUGUACAGUGUAAAUUCUCAUGGAUGCCGUACAGCACAUUAUGAUUGAAAGUGACCUACAUGUACAACACAUUUAGGGUCAGUUAUUUAAACAAAGUCUAACUUAGAACAUGAAUUAAAAAACCAUUGGACCUUCAGAUCUCUUUGUUAGUGGGUCAAUUUAAGAAAUAAGGGCUUUUUCAGGCUACGCUACUUUAUAGAAAUUGUUCAUGAUAAGUGGUGUUUAGAUAAAAGUGUUGGGCAAACUGAAAUGGCUUAGAACACAGUUUUGUUAAACCCAGCUAAACUCCGUUUCAAUAACUGUCCCUUAGAGCUGUAAUUUUAUUUCCUCUUCUUUUCACAGGACAAUGCAUUUGAAUUUGAAAAGAAAAGACAUGUUCCUGUUAAAUAUAACCGAGAGCUGUGGUCUAACACUGGUGAGUAACACAUGAUAUAAAGAUACAGAUAUCUUUACAGGCCAUCUGAUAGAGUGCGAUUAAAAAAUUAAUCAGAAGUUGUGCGAUAUUUUCGGGGUAGAUUGUGCGAUGAGAUGGGACAAUUAUGCGACAAAUUAUGCGAUUUUUUCAGGGCUGAUUUACAUUGUUUUACCAGGUUUCAAAGGAGAAAAACCACUCUAAUGUUUGAUUGUAAAGGAGUGAUAAAACAUCUAAUUAUCAAAUUUAAAACAAAAUGGUUAAAUUUGUGUGAUAAUUUUUACCCGGAAAAGAAAAAGGACACUUGUUUAAUAUUACAUGAUGCCGUUACACUGCUGACCACACUGCUUGUCUCUGAAAUCAAAAUGGCUGCCCAGAUACCUCGAUCGAAGGUUUCAGAUGUCUUGUAAGGCUUUCUUUUGUGGUAAAUCACCUAAAUAACAUUAACAUUGGGAAAAUGUUUAAUUAAAGUUACAAUUCAUCGUUUAUUUUACUUGAAUUUAGCAUUUUUUUACGAAUUAUGCGAUUUUCCUCAAAUUGUGUGAUUGGAUGCAAUUUGAGGUCAAUUGUGCGAAAUGGCAUCAUCGCGUAAUAUCAGAUGGCCUGUCUUUACAGCUUUUAUAGGACCUCACGAGCAACCCUUUAAGUUAAAUUUUUCCUUUGGUGGCCAUUUGGCGACCAACUCUUUAGGUUUAGUUGCCAAAGGUUUUUUUUUAGGCCCCAAAAUAUAUGUAAAUAAUUAAAGUUUUAAUAAUUGGUUAAGAAUUAAUUUGGGCUUAAGAAUGGUAUUGUUCAGCCAAAGCAAUGUUUCUAAACGGCAUUUACCAUUUUCACAAGUGUUUACGGUAACUUAUAAACCAUGUCGUUUCUUCAAGUACAGUAAAAUUCCGAAAAUAAGCCCCGGGGCUUAUAUUUUUCAAAGGCCCUUUUUGAGGGGCUUAUUUUUGGAGGGACUUAUAUUCAGAGGGGCUCAUCUACGGAAGGGAAUUUGCGUUUCAAAAUCAAUAUUAGGCUAGCUAAUAGAUGGAAGGAAAUUUACCGUUUUUGCUUUGUUUUACUUUGUAUUUGAGGGCAAUUUCCAAGUACAAGUCCCCCAGGGGGCUUACAUUUGGAGGGGCGAUGUAACGGAGGGUUUUUGCGUUAUGAGUUUGGGGGGCUUAUAUUUAGAGGGGCUUAGACAAGGAGGGGCUUAUUUUCUGAAUUUUACGGUAUCAAAACCAACAUUUUAGUCGCCAUGGCACCCAAAGUGGUCACAGCUUGGAGGGUUGAUGAGUAAAGUGUAAAUGACAGUAAUCAGAUAUUCAAUAUUACCAAAAUAUUUAUGAAAUGUUUCUAUAAUAUCCUAAGUAUUUUUUGAAAUCACCCAUGAUAAGUCCAGAAAAUAGGAAUAAGGCAAAUACCAUUGAAGCUCAACUAAUGGUUCCCUUUUCACAAUGUGCAAUCUGUCUCUGUGUUUUUAUUAAUUUUUCUCUCAAUGUUUCUCUUCUCCUGGUGAGCAGUCCAUACAUUUACAUCAAAGUGUUCCCAGCAACUAAAAUAACCCCUGUACUACACAGGGGCACCCAACGACAGUUUCCUCCUAAAUGCUUUGAAAACACUUCUUAGGUAAUCCAGAGUACUUUUAGAUCUCUAGAAAUGCAUUCUAAGUGUCGCUAAAAAACUUGUCUCUUUUCGGUCAUCCUAGGGCAACUUGAGUCUUUUCAAAAUAACAAGGGCUUCAGUAUUAUUUUCCCGAAAAUUAUACAACGUAGCUGCAAUUUAAAGUUUUAUGAAAGUGAAACGUGUAGUUUUUCUGAUUCCUCUCUGCAUCACAUUUUCGAUCCCGAAAAUUUUAGUUUCCUUUCUCUACGAAAAAUAGCCUAACCUGGGGAGUGAAAUGGGAAAAAUGAAACUUCAGAAAAUCGUAGGGAAUUUAUUAGAUAAGCUUCGAAAAUUGUACAUGAAUGGAAUGGUCAUCUAGAUAUUUUUAGCCUUCCUCAAGCUAUUAAAAUUCUAGGCAAUUUUUGCCUCUCGGAACAGAUAUUUUGUCAGGCCAGGUGUAGUGUAUAGGUUACAGCGGUCAUUGAGAGAUACUACAUGUAAGGUUCCUGAUAACUAGGGCCUGUAAUAAUUGUCAGUUCUAAGCAUCAGCUCUUUAAAAAAUGAAUGUUUUUUUUUCAAAAGAAGAUUCAUACAGUCUGCAUUCCUACCUCAUCACUUUUUCUUUCUCUCCCCAACAUGGUUUUUGUGGAGAGACUGGACUGUACAGUGUAGUUGCUUCUCUGGAGUAUUACAAGGAAUAACAAGGAAUACUUCCAGAUAUAACAUGCAUGUAUUCAUGCUCUCUGAUUGAGUGACACUAUGUGUAGUCCUGUAACAUGUCAGUAAUUUACUAACUUUUCUUAAUUAAUAAUUUGCAUUCAUUGAUACAAAAUAAUGUAAGUUAAGUUGCUCCACGGAAGCAAAAUUCACAUGGAUCAUACAAUGUAGGUAUGAGAUCUUUUAGUUUUCUUGUAAGUUGAUAUAUGGUUUGAAAAUCUGUUAGAGACCUACAUAAAAUAACUUAAAGAUUAUACAUAUAAGCAUGUAUCUUAUGUGAUCCUGAUUUGACUCGUGCAAUAAUCUCAUUGUAUUUGACUUCAAACAGUGAAAGCCAUGAAGAGAAUAGAAGAAAUCCGAAGCAAGAGGCAGGAUCUUCACAUCAAAAACAGGUCUGGUUCAAUCAUAUUUCUCUUUUAAGUGACCUUUCUUAGUUAAAACUGCAUUAAAUGCACUAAUUUGCUGUCAUUGUUUUUAGAUUAAGGCCUGACAAGCAACUAAGAAAGGAAGCUGAGUCAAAGGAAGUCAAGCAAGGAAUAGCACUCAUAGCUCCUUCAGGUGUGUCCAGUUUAUUAUUAUUUACUCGAAUAAAGGAUAUUUUAAACUAUCCAAAGUAAGUUACUUCACUUCAAAUCAGACUUAUCUCUGCCUAUUUCAGGACUUAAAACCCUGAUACCAGCUCGCAUAUUCUUCUUAUCCCCUGAACUACAGUUUUUAUUUGCCAAACAUUUCCUGUGAUACUGACUUACAUGUACUUUUAAAGUUUUAAUGCUAUGCCUGUAUAGCUAGUGCGCCCUGUUGAAAUUAAAUCGGUUGAUUAACCAUUGUCUUUAUUAACAUUAGCAACUGAAAGUUUCAGUAGAACCUCAAUAACUCGGAUGACUCGAACUCCCCGCUAACUUGAAGUUAGUUCCCCUUUAUCAAAAUUUCACCGAAAUUUACCCCGAUAACUCGAAUUCUGGUUCUUGUAACCCCAUUCGGAUGCUAUCUUAUUAGUUCUCCUUGUUGUAUAAUCGGUAAAAACGCUAAAAAUAACCCUACAGCGGUUUGAUUUUAAUUGGUACAACGAACAGGUAGCCCUAGCUCGAAAUAAAUGAGCAUCGGCGAACAUCGACAUUGCUGCAUAACAUUCCAAAUAUAAGGAUUUGUAUGGAAAAAAACUAUCGUUUCUGUAACCUACGAAAAUGAAAGGAUUUCAAUGAAAAACAGCUUACCUUACGUAAAAUGUGUGUUACGACUCUCCUGUGUGGUCCAUGGGCCGAUUUAUGGCUGUUUAAUGGGUUGUACUAGAAACUCAUAAACGGUUUUCUCUCUAUAUAAAGGUUUCAUUGAAAUCCUUUCAUUUUCAUGGGUUCAGUGGAAACGAUAUACCUGUGGUUUAUCAUAAAAACGUACAAUCAUGUGAACGUUUCGAAUAAAACAAGUAAAUUUGCAUUGUACCAUACACCAAAGUGCUGAAAAACCCGGGCGGGAAUCCGCAUAUCAAAGGGGUGGGGAUGCUCGUCGGAAAUUUUGAAUUAACCCCUAAAGGAGACCGAUCUGGGUGUGGCCCAAGCUUUUUUUGACCCCUGUUUUUUUAUAUUUUCUCGCGAGCAACCCUAAACGAGACCUUUACCGCUAAAUAUGAUGGCGUUUUGCCCAGAACACCCUAAGUGAGACCAAAAUCCGAAAUUUACACCCCUAAGCCAGACGACGAGCAUCCCCACCCCUUUCAUAUGCGGAGUCCCCCCCACCCCCCGGGCUGAAAAAUCAGUAGCUAUUUAAAAUUAGUAACAUGGCAAGUUGAAUAUUCAGUCUAUCCCGAUAACUGUAGACUGUUCACAGUCCUCUAUUUUUCCGUAAGAUCGUCGAGAUCGAGAGCUUUGCGUUACGGGUUGCCAACUUGCAUGAGUGUCAAAACUACUUAGGGGGCGGGGGCGGUUUGGGAAGAAGCCCCCUCGGUACGUUUGAAAAUCAAAGUAGCCGCCAUGAACGGUAAGACGCACUAUAUCUCGACGAUCUCACGAAAGAAUAGGAGACUGUGAACAGUCUACGAUGAUUCGGACCCUCGUUAACUCGAACUGUUGUUCGUUUCCCUUCAGAGUCCGAGUUACCGAGUUUCUACCGUACUUGUACACAUGCUAUAAAAUUCUUCAGCUUAUAAUAGUUAUUGCCAGUAAUUCUUCGCAUUUCUAAAACUACUCUGUAAGCUUUCCGCUUGCUUUGGCGCUUCUCAGAAAUAGCCUGGCGUGUAAGGAUUAGGAUACAUGUACAAGCAAAUCCAAGUAUCACAGUGUUUAAUAACAAAGUUGAUGGACAAAGAAAUACAAAUCCAUGAUCACCUAUGCAGCUAGACUUUUUCAAAGUCCUUCGCUUCUCAUUUCCGGUUCCGGUAGUUGGCCCCCGCGCGAAGGACUUUUAUCCCCUGCAGCGCGUCGAAUUUACACGAGGAAUUUUACUCCUGUAGGUUUUAUCCAAUCACGAACGGUUUUACUGAUGGGCGGUCAAUCAAACCAGAUCACGCCACAUGAAACGUGAAAUUCAACUGAACCGUGUAUUCAAAUAUAAAGCUUUAGUGGGCGUUUUAUUUUCCUCCAUUUAAAGUACUUUAUCAAGGUCGGAUUUUCCUGGCAGUCACAGAGCGAAAAAACAUUACCGACUUGUUUUGUUUUGAGCGCGCGCACUACAAAGUUUUUAUUUUUCUUAUGUUUUCUUUCAUGGCGUAUGCUAGCCUUGCAACGAGCCCGAAACGUCUGAGACUGAACUCAUAAAUAUCACAAGUCGGCUUUAUUUACUUUCUCUUAUUGGAAUUUCGUCCGUUAUUUGUUUGUUUUGACAUACUUUGGCAGCUCGAGACGACACAUGCGACAGGGACGCAAAUAGUUCGCCCAAAAUGACGUCACUUGAUGCGAUUUUUUCCAGGGAAAACAAGUCGAGCUCUCGCUCUCCCUCUCGCUUUUGCCGUAGAAAACGUAAAAUCUACCGCUCGCGCUUCGCGCUCGUGAAAAAUUCUGAGUUCGACUUAGGCAAGUCUACUAUGCACCGUGUUUCGUGCAAUAUAUGCUGCUGUAAGAGCAGGACCUUUGAUUAGGCUGUAUCCUUAUCUACUGUGACAGUGUCUUUGAUCUAACCUUCUUGAGUCUUCAUUCACAGUUGAGAAGAAAAGACUUGGACAGAAGAUCUCACAAGUCAUGCGUGAAGCAGAAAGCAUGGAGACUGAAGACUGAUUGUUUCACUUUUUCCAGGCUGUGCCAUUUUGAAAUGAAAUAAAUGAACCUGGACAGAGUAAACUGUGUUAAUGGCUUUGUUACGUUAAACAAAUUCUGCCUGUCAGUAUAGAAAGAGGU
Molecule: messenger RNA, 8999 nt
Organism: Porites lobata
Lineage: Eukaryota; Metazoa; Cnidaria; Anthozoa; Scleractinia; Poritidae
Source: the annotation of a GenBank genome assembly